CUCUCCUGCCCAGGGGACUGAAAUAAACCAUUAACCGUAACAUCCCCCCUUCCAACCUUCCUGUAUUCAUUCGUCUGUGUGGGAAUAAUCAAUACUGCACACAUACUGAGACAACAGCAACAACAACGACAACAACGAAUAAUGGUGUGGUCUAGUGAUAAGCAACAACAGUAGGGCCACAGCCCGGCCCCACCCCCCGCCACCGACCACCUCCCACCGCCAACCAAGGAGCAGGAAUUUCAAUAAAAGGAGCAACAAAAAGCAAUUACCAUCACACAACUCAAAUUUCCUGUCAUUCCUUCUUCUUCCUGACGGCACAUAAAGUGGAAGAAAUGUCACGCGAGGAACGCAAACCCAUCGUGGACACCUCGAACAGCAGCAGCUGCAGCAGCGGCGAUGAUGAAGUGCAUCCUGUGGUGCGACGUCGCAGUACCCGGGACACGGAACUCGCCGGUCCGCAAAAGGAUACAGGAUGUUGCGAUCCUUCGAGCACACCGCACCGAUUCCUGGCCCUGCUCUUCAUGUGUCUUUUGGGAUUUGGUUCCUACUUCUGCUAUGAUAAUCCCGGCGCAUUGCAGGACGUGUUCCAAAAGGAGCUGGACCUCAGCUCCACUGAGUUCACGCUCAUCUACUCCAUCUACUCGUGGCCAAACAUCGUGCUCUGCUUUGUGGGCGGCUUUCUCAUCGACCGGGUGUUCGGGAUCCGUCUGGGCACCAUUAUCUACAUGCUGAUCGUGCUUGUUGGCCAACUGAUCUUUGCCACGGGCGGAGUGCUGGGUCACUUCUGGUUGAUGAUAGUGGGACGAUUUGUAUUCGGAAUCGGGGCUGAGUCGCUGGCUGUGGCCCAAAACAGCUAUGCGGUGCUGUGGUUUAAGGGCAAGGAGCUAAACAUGGUCUUCGGACUGCAGUUGUCGGUGGCUCGUUUCGGCAGCACCGUGAACUUUUGGAUAAUGCAACCCCUAUAUGGCUACGUCUCGAAAUCCUACUCUGGCUACAAAGGUCUGGGAGUGGCCCUGUUCCUGGCCUCUUCCACAUGUGUGAUGUCGCUGAUCUGCACCUUGAUUCUAGGUUGGAUGGACAAGCGUGCAGAGCGUAUUCUCAAGCGUAAUAAUAACCCCGGCGGGGAAAUAGCCAAAUUAAGCGACAUAGUCACCUUCAAGCUGGACUUUUGGAUGGUGUCUGUGGUCUGCGUGGCGUACUAUGUGGCCAUAUUUCCCUUUGUGGCUUUGGGACAGGCCUUCUUUAUGAGCAAUUUCCACAUGACAGCGGAUGAGGCGAACACGGUCAACUCGAUUGUCUACCUGAUCUCUGCUAUAGCAUCGCCUCUAUUUGGUUUUAUAAUUGACAAAGUCGGAAGGAAUGUAACCUGGGUGUUUUGCGCAACCAUCUCCACGCUGGUGGCGCACUUUCUGCUGACCUUCACCCACUGGGAUCCGUACAUAGGAAUGACCAUCAUGGGCCUGUCUUAUUCCAUGUUGGCUGCUAGUUUGUGGCCUCUGGUCUCGUUGAUUGUACCCGAGUAUCAGUUGGGCACGGCAUAUGGCUUCUGUCAGUCUGUGCAGAAUCUGGGAUUGGCGGUGGUCACCAUUGCGGCGGGUAUUAUUGUGGAUAGCAGCGGUGGAAGUCACUUUUGGCUGCAGAUCUUCUUUAUGGUCUUUCUGCUGAUCUCCCUUCUGGCCACCUGCGCUAUUUGGGCCUACAACCGGAAACACCAGGGCAACUUAAAUAUGUCACCUGCCCAGCGGGCCACAUAUCACACCUCGAUGUACGUGAAUAUUGAGUCGAGUUGAGCAUGCUAUUGAUGUCUUGAUGUUGUGCACUAAACCCAUAUCUGAUGACACACCUCCACAUCAGACUCCCCUGACUAAUUAACAUUCUCUUUCUAAAUGUAUUUGCUUUGUGUACAUGCCAAAAGCGCGAUGCAGUGCCCCUUCGUGAAUCGACGGCCUUUAUUGGGCAACUAAGUGCGCUAUAUCGAUUAUUAUCUGUUACUAACCAAUAACCAAUUGUGAUGUUAGCGCCAUCUCUUCAUACUUGACUUGUUAUGCAACACGGAACACUUUGCUAACCGCACAAUCGUCGUGAUCGUUCGAUUGGUUAAACUCCUAGCCAAUAUUCUAUGAUACAUAUCAAGCCGUAAACUAUUGUUAUAUUUAUUGUUUCGUUGUAUAUGUUGAAUAAAUUUAUGCAAAUGUA
Messenger RNA from Drosophila rhopaloa, 2196 nucleotides. RefSeq names its product major facilitator superfamily domain-containing protein 1. Lineage: Eukaryota; Metazoa; Arthropoda; Insecta; Diptera; Drosophilidae. Bases 333 to 1790 code for a protein of 485 amino acids. Gene Ontology annotation, biological process: transmembrane transport. Gene Ontology annotation, cellular component: lysosome. Gene Ontology annotation, molecular function: transmembrane transporter activity. The transcript has 6 exons. The record is from RefSeq and is a predicted model, not a curated record.